Molecule: messenger RNA, 4607 nt
Organism: Numida meleagris (helmeted guineafowl)
Lineage: Eukaryota; Metazoa; Chordata; Aves; Galliformes; Numididae
Gene: GPR119
Product: G protein-coupled receptor 119
Exons: 1
Coding region: 1959-2924 (321 amino acids)
Biological process (GO): adenylate cyclase-activating G protein-coupled receptor signaling pathway; regulation of metabolic process
Cellular component (GO): membrane
Molecular function (GO): phosphatidylcholine binding; G protein-coupled receptor activity
Source: RefSeq, a predicted model, not a curated record
UCACAGCCCUCAAACUCCACUGCAAUAAACGUAUUUCUAAAAGACAGUUGGAGUGUUAGUCAGGAAACUAUGGUGCUGUAACGUUAGCUUCGUUCUGGAAAACCUCAGUCUCUCUUAACCUUAUGGCUUGGAUUAUCUUCAAAGCGAGGGAAAAGGGAUUUAAAACCAAACUCAGGUGCCCCACUGCUCUAAAAUGGUGGUCUCACAAUUCCAGUGUUAAGUAUAGAACAUCAGGGAAGUCAGUUUUCUCUUCGCCAGGCACAGCUAUGAAAGCAAACAGGUUUUUUUUUUUUUUUUGUCCUACUUCCUUCCCACUCCGUGGGAGAGCUGUGCUCCGGAUGAAGGUCCCUUGUGACGUGCAGCAACGCUUCCUGCUGGGGAGUGCUGGGAAGCGGCGUCCCCUGUGCAGGCUGCACGAGGGAUGCUCAGCCAAACGAAGAAGAGAGAAUUGUUUGCUGCGGUUCUGCAGGGACCUGGGCGAAUGCAGAAGGAAGGUGACGCCUGUGAACUCAUGGACUUAAAUUGUGCCAUGAGCGGAGGUGUUCCUGCAAGGCUGGGAGGGUCAGGUUGAGGGUUAAACUGCAGGUUACCGGGGACGGGGAGCAGUGGGUUGAAAGCAGCAGGCAUUUGUAUGCCUCAGCUUGCCUUACUCUUGAACAGAACUUCUAAAUAUUCGAAGUCAAGAAAUAGCUAUGUGAUGGAUCGACACGAAUCCAUUUGAGAGAGGAAUUCUAACAGUAAUUCUGUAAAUUGCUUUGGUUUUCUUCACGUUUCUGUAACUUUAGUUCUGGAGCAGACCCUUCUGUGCAGCUCUGUGCUGUAUUGACAUUCAUAAUUCCCUUGCUGUCAGCUGUUGCUAUCCCAUCUUUGUUCUUCAGGAACAAAGCUCCGCAAGCAGCUCCUCAGAAAUGCAUGCACAGUGUAUCUGUGGCCAUUUCGUGGGUUUUAGGGUUUUUUUUUUUCCAUGUGCAGUGCUGGUGGGAGGCUCUUCUUUCCGCCCUCAGCACCUGCAGCCUGCCCUGUGCUGUGCUCUGCCUUUGGCCAGUGCCAGCACCGUGUUCUCAGCUGUGUCCUGACCUCGGUUCUGCUCAGCCUCUCCCGGGCAGCCCGCUCACCUCAGGUUGCUGUUUGACAGAGGAAGGCUUAAGCCUUCCCUGUUUCCUGGCAGCUCUGAUUUUUCCACUUCUUGAUCCAGGAAAGCUGGCUUUGUUGAAAGGGAUCAGUGCUGUUUCCUUGGUCCCUAUGGGAAGAGGCUGCUGUAGUUCUGGCAGUGACCCUGCAGGAGCCCCAUGAGCCGUACCACCCGUACAUCCUAGUGGGCUUUUCUCCUUUAUCUGCACUUGUGUCAAAGCCGGGCACUGGCUCUGCUCAGGUCCUUAGUGCUUGGCUGGGGUGCCCACCUCCCUGUGUGCCACCACGGCAGCACCACUGGACAAGGGAGAGCGAUCAGGGUGUGAUCCUGGUGCUGAAAUGGACCACAGACCCCAAGCAGGUGUCGCGGUCGCGCUGGGAGAUGCUGGAGAGGCCAACAGCAGCACGGGCAGCCCCGGAACGGGAGAUGGCAAAGCGCCCUGUGCAGUGGGGCAGGGAGCCAGGGGAGCACGAGUGGGAUGUUGGGGAGGAGAGCGGCGUCAGUCCAGCCUCACGCAGGCUUCCUGCUCAGUGCUCUGCGCUCACCCUCCUGCUCUGGGGUUGUCUGGAAACGUGGCUCGAGGGGAGGGACCUGUGUGGGUAGAGCGGGUGCUGUGAGCGCACCAGCCCCUUCUGGCACAGCAGAGCUCUGCUCCGCAGCCUGAGGCGCUGCUACACCCAGGGCUUUCCCAGCACCACCCGCAGAGCGAGGGGCCGUGCACUGCCUGCUUGCUGAGCCGUGUGUACAAAGAAACCCCAGGUGAGGAAUGCUCUAGAAUCGUGCUGCGGACGCACCGUCUUCGGGUUGUGCCCUGCAGUGGCUAGACAUGGCUAGCUCGGCAGUGGGAAUCAUCCUCGCUGUGCUGGCUCCGCUCAUCAUCACUGCCAACGUGCUGGUGGCCAUUGCCCUCCUUCGCCUUAUCUGGAAGACCGGCUACAAGGGACACUACUUUGUCCUCAAUCUUGCUGCUGCAGACGCCAUGGUUGGCGUGUCGGUCGUAGGUCUGAUCAGGGAUGAGUUCUUCGAGCACCCUCAUCCCCCGCAGAUCUUCUGCGUCCUGCGAAUGGCUUUUGUGACCACCUGCUCCGCCGCUUCUAUCCUAUCCCUGACCCUGGUCGCGUGUUACAGGCACCUGGCGAUCAGAAAGCCUUUCCACCAUUUUCAGCUGGCCACGGGCACGCGGGUGGGGCUGCACUUGGUGGGGCUCUGGCUGCUUGCUGGUGUCACUGGCUUCCUCCCAGUCCUCGCCCCAGGCUUUCAGAAGGGCUCCCUUGAGGAAAAAUGCUCCUUCUUCGGAGUCUUCCACCUCAGCUACAUGCUCACUGUCUCCUGCGUGGGCUUUUUUCCAGUACUGUUUCUCUUCAUUUUCCUCUACUGUGACAUGCUGAAAAUUGCUUCUGUGCACGUGCAGCAAAUCCGGGAAGUGGAACGUGCGGGGCUGGCGAGGGGCACCACCAGCGACAUGAAGGCCAUGCGCACUGUGGCCAUGCUGAUCGGCUGCUUUGUGCUGUCCUGGCUGCCGUUUUUCAUCGCUGGCAUCGUGCAAACUGUGUGUACCGAGUGCUUCCCCUACAGAGUCAUUGAGAGUUACCUCUGGCUGCUGGGAUUGUGCAACUCCCUCCUGAACCCUUUGCUCUACUCCUACUGGCAGCAGGACGUGCGGCGGCAGCUCUCCCAGCUCGCUGCUGCUGCGAAGGGGAGAGUCCUCCUCCAUCUGGGGAAGGGUCGCUGUUUCCCCAGCAGAGGCACCAAGCCCGUUCCCGCUGUGUCAUGCUUGCAGCUCCAGGACUGACGUGGUAAGGAGUGGCUUCCACUGGCUUUGCAGCUUGUCUCCUUCAUCAGAACCGUGAACUUGGGGGGCUGCCAGCUGUGGAAUAGAUCUUGGAUGGGGUAGGAUAGCUCUGGAUGCUAAUUCUUAGGCACAGCACGACCGGCACAGCCGGUUUUGCACCAGCUCCAGGGCACCCCAAAUUGCUGUUGCACGGCACACAUUAAAUUUUGCUUGGAGAGCUUCAGCCUUGUGUCUGCUGGGACCAAGCCCUUAGCUCUCCCUUCACAGACUAAGAUCACUCACUUUUUGCUGCCUGGCUUUUCCCCAGCCCCUGUUUGGGAGCUUUCUGCUCUCCCCUCUGCCUGCAGCACCACCUGUCUGGGCCAGGUUCCCCGCCUGCACGUGGGGCAGGGCUGCUCUCACUGUGUUGGCUCUGUUGCUCCCUCUCGCUGCCCUACCUAAACCAAACUCGCAGUCCAACAGAUGCAAGCUGGGCUAUCCCCCAAAUCGCCCUCUGAUGAGGAUCAAUCCUGGAGGCAGAGGUGAGGGGUACGGGUCUGGGCUCUCUGCUGUCGUGCAGGGGAGGCAGUGAGGGGCCCGGCAGCUCCUCAGCUCUGUGUGCACUGGAGCAAAAGCUGAGCAUCCCCAGGUGCGCCGUGCCUGGGAGAGGUGCAGGGCAGCACCGGUUUGUGCUGUUACUGUUUGGUUUGAGCUGUAAAGCAAGUUAAUGAGUGACUGACUGAGUGCUGAGCAGGAAGGACUGCCUUGGAGACAGGGAAAACCUCGUGCAGAAGGGCUGCUUUGUCCCACCGACGCCGUAGGGCUGGUUAUGGGGCUGCAAGGCCGGCUCCGCGCUGUCUCACCAGCUGGGAGCACACAGCGCUCGGUGCAUGUCCUGUCACACAGCGGCGAGGGACAGACUGCUGGGCCUGCGAGAGGCUUCGAUGUGAUCUAAUUGCUUUUUGUAAAAUCGCAUCCGUUGAAUCCACCUAGCAGGAAAAUUUCCCUUCAAACAGGUUGCUUAGCUAAGGAUUCACUUUAAUCUGAAAAUGGCGAUGCUAUACACAAACAGUAAUUGCUUCCUCUUCUGUCACCUGCCCUGCUGGUAGAGAUGAAGGCUCGAGGCCUUAUCCCAUACGCAUCCAGAACCUGCCUCGGUCCCGAGGCCGUUGUCAUCUCAGAGGAACAGACAAAAAUAAAAGUGCCCUACUAAAACCAAAGCAAACCGAAGCAGCAGGCGCUGUGCGGUGCUCAUCUCUGUGCCUGUGAGAGGCCUGAGGCCAGCCACCACCCGACAGAUCCUGUUCCUGGCUGUGUAUUAAGGAAAGAGAUAAGGCUCACGCAGAACAGAUGGGCUCUGUGGGUGCCUCGCAGGUGGAUCUGGUAGGUGGACCCAGCCUGAUUCAGUUCUGGGGAUCAGCACAUCAUCUGUCAGCAUGACGUGUUCGCCGUCUGUGCUUGGCACAGCGUGGGCUCCGCCAGCUGUUGCUUUGCGAGGCUGACCCAUCCUUGCUUGGGGAUCUGACAACGCUGGAGCCGAACUCCGCCUCCCUCCAGCACGCCUCCUGCGAGCACCCGCUGCGAACGGAGACGCGUUUCAAGCGGGGCUCUUGCUUCCCGAGCUUGCGUCUGCUGCAUCCGCCGCCGUCCUUGGCCCAGCUGCAGGCGGGGUUGGUGGGCACGGAACCACGGGGGGCUGCGGAG